This is a messenger RNA of Parnassius mnemosyne (clouded apollo), 2616 nucleotides long. The record is from the annotation of a GenBank genome assembly. NCBI's taxonomy places the organism in Eukaryota, Metazoa, Arthropoda, Insecta, Lepidoptera, Papilionidae.
AUGUGUAUGCCAACGCCAAGUAAUGUCUCGGGCUUUGGUUAUUCAUGGGGCUUUACCAGUUCCGCCGAUCUCACGAAGGGCGAGGUGGAGACUCCUAGCAGUCUAAGUUAUACUUUAGGAAACACGGUUUCACCAGAAACCACAUUGACUGUCAUGUCACACAAGACACCACAAGUGCAGGAAAAAGUUGGCACUGUCGCAGUAGCAGUGUCAAAUUCGGCAGCACAAGUUACAAGGGUAGUAGCAGGAACACCAGUCACAGCACGCAGAAUGUUUGUUGUAAAUGAGGCACCUGCACACACCUUAAAUAGGGUUACACAGCAGAACCAGACUGCCACAAUACAAACAACAAAUCUGGCAUCAAAACCAUUUCUAACACCAAUUGGUCCUAUCCAAUUAACUGCAGAAGAAUGUAAUGAAAUUUUAAUGAAACGAGCACUACAAGCUCAGGGCAUAGCAACACCGGUUAUAGAUGCAUCACAGUUAAACCAUACAUUGUUGAAUGGCAGUCUGAAGACCAUAACAGAGGUAGCUCAAUCACAAGCAGAUACAAUUCAAACAUCAACUAUUCAUCAACAUAUGUUGCAUACCAAGCAAGAGCCUGGGACAGCAAAUAAUUCACCCAAAACAGAGCUGCUGAACACAGCGGUAUUGAUGACGAGCGCUCCGCCCGCCGUUAAAGAGCGGCCGUAUUCGUGCGACGAGUGUGGCAAGUCAUUCCUGUUGAAACACCAUCUUACUACUCAUGCAAGGGUCCAUACUGGUGAACGCCCCCACGUGUGUGCACAUUGCGGCAAGGCGUUCGCACGCAAGCACUGUCUGAAUACGCACUUGCUGCUUCACUCUGCAGACCGUCCCUACAAGUGUCAUGAGUGUAAGAUGGCGUUUACACUGAAGCAUCAUCUUGUUACGCAUUCGAGGGUGCACAGUCGCGGGCGGCCGUUCAUGUGCGGCGAGUGCGGGCGCGGCUUCCCGCUGAAGCGACACCUCGUCACUCACAGCAAGUACCACGCCGGCGAACGGCCCUAUGUCUGCAGCGAUUGUGGCGAGAACUUCGCACAGAAGGAUCACCUGGUGAUGCACAGCCGGUUCCACGGGUCGCUGUCGCCGUUCGUGUGCCCGGACUGCGGUGCGGCGUUCGCGCGCAAGUUCCAGCUGGUGCAGCACGGGCGCGCGCACGGCCGCGUGCCGCACGCCUGCCCCGUCUGCGGCAAGGAGUUCCUGCAGAAGCGCACCCUCAUCGCGCACAUGAAAAUCCAUACGGGAGAAGGAGUUGUUGCGUGCUUCGAAUGUGGCGAAGCGUUCAAAAGUAAAUCAGAGCUUCAACAACAUUGUAAAAUGACAAGACACUGUUUGAACACGCCGCAGACGCAACAACAACAAACUCAGCAACAGCAGCAGGUGCAACAGCAGCAGGUGCAGCAACAGCAGCAGCAACAGCAACAACAACAAGUACAACAACAACAGCAACAACAACAACAACAACAACAGCAGCAGCAGCAACAACAGCAGCAGCAGCAACAGCAACAACAAACUACUGUGAUAAAGCAAGAUGAUUUCAAACCACAAAUAGUUCAGGUUAUUGGUGCUGAUGGUCAAAUACUAACAGAAAAAACGACUCCAGGAUAUGCAUGUCCAGAGUGUGGGUCAUGUUUCAAUACAAAGGAGGCGCUAUCGCUGCACGUGCGGCUGCACGCGGGCGACCGCACGUGUGUGACCGACCUGUGCGCGCUCACCGCCGCGCUGCAGCCCGGCCUCGUCGCCGCGCACCACGCCUCGCACAAUCAACCAAUCCAAAUAAUUUCUUCGAACCCCAACAAUGUUGUACAUACGCAAGUUAUAGCAGCAAAUCAUCAUAUGACACCGCCAAGACCUAAAAUUCACUUUUGUGCUGACUGUGGUAAAGGUUUCGCUGCUAAACACGGUUUAUUAUCACAUCACAGAAGACACCCUGACGGCAGUUGUACAUUACGAACUCACGUCUGUGAUCAAUGUGGAAAAGCAUUCUUCCAGAAAAACCAUCUAAUGUUACAUCAGAGGCAACAUAUGGACCUCCCGCCCAGAUCUAACCAAGUACAGCAACAGCAGACGACACAACAAGCGCAACAGCAAGCACAACAGCAAGCGCAGCAGCAAGCGCAGCAGCAAGCGGCGCAGCAGGCCGCGCAGCAGGCUGCUCAGCAAGUGGCGCAGCAAGUGCAGCAGCAGGUCCAGCAGCACCAGCAGCAGCAGCAACACCAACAACAACAGCAGCAGCAGCAACAACAACAACAACAGCACCAGAAUAGCUUGGAGAUCGAGCAGCAGGAACACCAGCAGCCCACACAUAUACAAGUGGUGACGAACCGGUCGGGGCAGGUGAUCGGCAACCAGAUCGUGGUGGGGACGGUGGGCGGCGUGCAGCGGCGCCUGCUGGGCUCGCAGCUGCACAUCAUCGGCCGCGACGGCAAGCCGCUCACCGCGCAGCUGCCGCACAAGCCCAGGCACCACAACGCCAAUGACGUUAAAGAAGUCGGUGGCCUGGUCCUGUCGACGGGUCGGGGUACGGGCUUGAUCAAGUACGAAAUCUCCAUCCCACCUCCAACGUCUGUGGUCCAAGUGCAACAGCUAGACUGA